This is a messenger RNA of Pelagomonas calceolata, 2278 nucleotides long. The record is from the annotation of a GenBank genome assembly. Lineage: Eukaryota; Pelagophyceae; Pelagomonadales; Pelagomonadaceae.
UGUCGCUGCACUGCUAUCGUGCCGGCUUUGCCGACCCUGAAAAUUGGCUCCUUCGAGAGUUCGAUGAUCUAUGCGAUCGAGCACAGCGCAGUCAGUGCCCACUUUCGCCAGUCGCCGCACAAUCGGUUCUCAAACUUUGCUCGCUCUCACUGCCUCAUCAUCAAAGCUGGCACACUUUGACGCUCGCGUGUUGCGCAUUACUGGACCCAGCGCUUGCGCGCAACUUUACAGAUACUCUGGGCACCGAAACCGAUGCGUGCGUCACUCCUCGGCAUGUAUCUCGUGCAAGCCGUGGCGUUUGGUGCCAAGCGCCUGGCACAGCGUCGUGGCCUCGCGCUGCGUUCGACUGCAUACGACGCGCUGACAAAGGAGCUGCGCGAGGUGGCACGACUAGAAGAAGUGAGCGGAAUCCUCUCCUACGAUGAGCAAUGCUUCAUGAGCGAAGGUUCCGCGGCCUCUCGCGCGGCACAGAAGGAGGCGCUGGCGGGAGUCAUUCACGAGAAGCGGACGAGCGCUCGCAUGGCCGAAGUCAUCGACGCGGCUCGCGGCUUGAAGCUCGACGACGCGCGCGAGAACGCGAACGUUAGGGAUGCCAUCGAGGGCUUCGACGUCGAGAGCCGCAAGAGCAAGGACCUGGCCGAGCGCGAGGCGCGCCUCGAGAGCGAGUGCUUCGUGCGACUCGGCGUCCCUUGGACGCCAUCGCCGCGACACGACGGCAUCGCCCGCGCAGGUCGCGUGGAAGAAGGCUCGCGAGGCCUCGGAUUACCCGGCCUACGCACCCAUCUUGCAGGAUAUGUUCGCCCUAAAGCGCGAGGUGGCCGCGACGACGCGGCCCGACGUUUGUGCGGCCGGCGAGCCGUAUGACGGCGCGCUGGACGCCUUCGAGCGUGGAAUGACCGCAUCACGCCUCGACGCGAUCUUCGCAAAAACGCGGGAAGGGCUCGAACCGCUGCUGAAAGCGGUGCUUGCCAAGAAGCGCGACGCGCCGGACGUCGACGCAUUACCUCCAGCUUUGGCCUUUGAUCACCCCGGGUGGAAGGGCUCCGUCGAGAAGCAGGCCGAGCUCUCGAAGAAGGUAGCGGCAGACCUCGGCUUCGAUUUCACGAAGGGCCGCUUCGACGUCUCGACCCAUCCUUUUACGGGGGGCGCGUGUCCGACGGACGUGCGCAUCACGACGCGCUAUAGCGACGGCAACUGGCUCGAGGGCUUCGCGGGCACCGUCCACGAGGUCGGCCACGCGCUCUACGAGCAGGGUAGAGCGGGCGACGCCGUCGGCGACGGAUUACCGGUCUCCAAGGCCCUGUCCAUGGGCACGCACGAGAGCCAAAGCCUGCUGUGGGAGCGCAUGGUCCUGCAAUCCAAAGCGUUUUGGGAGUACGCCGCGCCGCUCUUCCACGAGGCCUUUCCGCACACGAAAGAGGCGUCCCCCGAGGACUUCUACCGCGCCAUCAACCGCGUGCAGCCGGGCCUGAUCCGCGUGGAAGCGGACGAGCUCUCGUAUCCGUUCCACGUGUUCCUGCGAUAUGAUGUAGAAAGGGCUCUGUUCGCGGGAGAAUUGGACGUCGCGACCAUCCCGCAGCAGUGGAACGCGUACAUGAAGGAGCGCCUUGAUGUUGAUGUGCCCGACGACGCGAGCGGGGUCGAGAGCUGUGUGGAAAUCAACCAGCGGUCAUGGCGAUGGUCGCGUCGAUGGCGUGGGGCGCCCGAAAUUUGAUUUCCACACAGGUCCUGCAGGACAUCCACUGGUCCUUCGGCGCCGUGGGCUACUUUCCGUCGUACACGCUCGGCGCGAUCAUGGCGGCGCAGAUCUUCGCCGCGGCCGAGGACGCAUUACCAGACCUCUCGGACCAGAUCCGCCGCGGCGAGUUCGCGCCGCUCCGCGAGUGGCUACGCACCGAGAUCCACGAGGUCGGGAGCACCUACGCGUCUCCCGACGACUUGCUGCGAGCGGUUACGGGCGACGGCAUCGAUCCGGCGCCGUUCCUGGACUACUUGACGGCGAAGUACGGGGAGCUGUAUGGGCUAUAGUGGAGUUAUUGUGUAUUUUAGGCCGUGUCGAUUUUAUUAGGUCGCGUCGCUAGUAUCUCUAUAUGCGCUAGUUCAAACUCGGAGCGCUUUUGAUAUCAGGCGCCUAGCUCCCUUGUUUUUGAGCCGGGAACUGCCAGACGCUGUACAGGAGCUCCUCCACUCUGACACUCGCGCGCGCCGGUCGAAAACCGCAUCGUUUGCGCCCCCAAAACCGCCCAGACAAGCCGAAACCCUCAGGCAGCGCGCACCA